Mollisia scopiformis is the source of this 3519-nucleotide messenger RNA. RefSeq lists its product as uncharacterized. Lineage: Eukaryota; Fungi; Ascomycota; Leotiomycetes; Helotiales; Mollisiaceae. The transcript is spliced from 4 exons. The record is from RefSeq and is a predicted model, not a curated record. Gene Ontology annotation, molecular function: protein binding. Bases 1 to 3423 code for a protein of 1140 amino acids.
AUGACAGUCAUUUCCUAUCACUCAACGCUCUUCAGCGACGUGGCCACCUUGCCAGGGGCCGCCGACAAAACGUCGUCUCACAUCUUCCUCUCGCGGGGCGUCGCGGGCGCAGAAUCCGAUUCGGCGCCUUGCUCGCGCUCGACGAGUCCGGCCAUGGUGGCGUCUAUCUUCGAGUCGGAGACUACACAUAUCAUGACAUUAGCGCCCGCUGCGUCCAGGAGUCAGAUUGGGUCUAUGGAUGGUGUUAAUGAUAACGGGUCGAUCCGGAUGAACGCGGGGGAUGCAGAUGUGUCGGAUAAAGCUAUCACCAAUGAAGAUCCAAAGGCAAAGGAGUCUACUGUAUCACCGCUCCUAAGCCGCAAGCGUCCUUUCAUAGCCGAUGUCGAAGAUGAAAGUGUCCCAGAUUGUCACUCAAAGCGAACUCUUUACAACCACGAAGAUAAUGAGAGAGGCAAGAAAAUCCAGCGUGGUAGGACUAUGGAAAGAGGAGCGAGAUUUCCAAAUCCUCUAGCACGAGCUGAGUCGAGACCUCAGAGAGCAGAUCCUGCAAUCGGAAUCGACGCCAGACCAAUAGAGAAGCGUGGAUUGAGUCGCAGUAACACCUUUUUUGAAGAUCCGGCUGAUCCAUGUGCGGUCUUGGAAGACUCACUGCUUGAGCCGUGCCCACAAAUACCACUGUCCAACUCCGUGGACGAGGUCCUCAACUCACCUUGCCCUGCAAAUAUCAUCGGCCCAAUGAAGUCGAAUACGUGGGCCAUAUCAGACAGGAGGUUGAGUGAGAGGGAUAUUCAUCGUCCAGCUCGAGCGCUGACGACUGUCUUGAACGACUGUCAGCUUCAAUAUCCUGCUCCGCUACCAACUAUCUCGCCAAUUGCAUCCACUAUGACUAAGGUCAACAGUCCGCCAAACCAGCCAGUAGUGCCACUUGCUCUUCACCUUCCAACCGAGAUUGUGCAGCAAAUCUUCAGUAAUCUAUCACCCGUAGACUUCAAUUCUGCUAGACAUUCUUGCAGGUCCUGGUUCAUCAACAGUUUGAAUAAGUCUCUGCUAGAAACAAUGCUCAGACGAGGAGGCUUCUCAAGCAGCUUGACAAGCGAUUCUCCAGGCGACCGCAUUACGGAGUCUAGCACGGUACACAAUGAAAUCUGGCUUAUGAGUAAGCUACUUUCACGAGAAUGUGCUUUGGGUCCAGACUGGCUGGGAAAUGGCAUGUCUAAUCUGAAGACAGAGGAUACACAGUCAUUAGCAUUUGUGAAUGUAAGCUCAGUUGAUUUCACAGAAGUUGCCGUACACUAUCCAGGACCCGACUCCGCUGGUACGGUUUUCACCAUCAGCACUUGUGGUAGGUUUUUGAUGGCGGCGAACGGAUGUUUGGUCUAUAUUUACGAACUGAAUCGUCACCAUAGACCAGAUUUUCCGAAGCGGUCUGGUCAUUUACUUCCAGUCACGAGUAUCAUUUGUCCCCGUCGGGUCCUGGCCUGCAGUAUGGAUACAUCCUCUCAUCGGUACGCCAUUGCCAUCUUGUUAGACGGACGGAUGGGUCUCGUCUGCGACAUCACAACAAUCACACGCCAUACUGGCUUUGAGGCUGGCACGCCUGCUGGCAAUACCACUAUGAGGACGCUCUCAGGAUCUGGAACUUCUGGUCAGAAUUUCUCUGAGGGUGCACGCAUGCAGGGGACCUCUUUUCUGGAUCGAGUCUCGCUUAACAGCUCAUCUUCAACAUCUCAUGGAGAUCGUGUAUCUCCUGAUCCGCCAUUUGUAUUUCCAGGUAUAGCUACCACUGGAGCUUCAUUUACGCCUAACCGUGAAUCAGAAUGGCAAGACGUCUUCCGGGGUGACAUGCCAGAGUCUUCACGUACGGCGGGACCAAGCUCGCGUCAUGCUUCUCUUCCCCGUGCUUUUGUAGUUGGCCGUGACGGUCAGUUACAGGAGUUCACUGCUUCUCCUCAGGCUAUAGAGUCAAGCAGUAACGCCCUACGCGUAGAGGAUGGUCCGCGUUCGUUAUAUCGCAACCUGUGUUCUGAUGAUGAUCCUCCUCGUUCGGUGGCUAUCUGUCCUCAGAGACGCUGCGUAGCCUUUGGCUGCUCGUCAGGCAUUGAACUUCAUUGGGUAGAUGCACUUACAGGACAAGAUUUAAACAGAUGGUUUCCGCUUACCGCGCCGAGUGACUACUUGUUCUUUUUGCCACCAAGAAAAAGGAUUGAUUCUGCAAAGAAGCUGAGAUUGAUCAGCAGUGCUGCUCGCCCCAGUGAGAGACCUGCCAUCUCCGAAAGAUCUUUUGGCUCCCAGGCAUGGAGCAGUCCCUUUUGGGAAAGAUUUGGCUGGGGAGCCAACCACUACGUUGAAGGAGACGAUGCUCCAUCAGCUCAAGGUAUUUUGACAAGACUGAGAAUAGACACGGGCAGGAGCUCACUCACGGGAAGAAUGGACUGUUCAGAUCACUAUCGUGCAGUUCCUCUGAGCGACGGUUACCAUAUUCUAUUCACCGACCCAGCUACAGGACUGCUCUGUCUGGGUAGUGAUGCCCCUGUAGGAGGUCCAACAAAAUUGCUGCGUAAGAUUUGGUUCAAAGGACCAGAUGACUCACGAGCUCCUAUUGUAUACGCGGCUGGUUCAGACUUAAGCUGGGGGGUGAGAGUUGUGGCAGGUUUUGGCAGCAGCUCAGAGCAGUCGAUUUGGCUUUUCUCGGUACCAAACGAUGUCUUUACUGCCAAUCAAGGUACGCAACCGGGAUCUUCGACGCCGGCAUGGUUUUCACCUAGUUCGAGUCGCGAAACCAAGAAUACGGAUUGGAUCCAAUGGUGGCCCGAUGAUGGAUUGCAAGAGUGGCUUAAUCAUGUACAAGAUCCAGUCCCUGGCAUCCUUCCACGAAGCGUCUGGCCUGUCAAGAUCAGAGGCCAGAAGAUUGGGACCUGUAGUGGAUUGGUCGACUUAGCUAUUGACUCUGGACCUCAGAUGUCUAUUUGGGCUUUCAGCAAAGGUGGAUUAGCUACCAUAUGGAAGCUCGAUGACGGGAGACACGAAGGGGUCAAGGAAUUAUGGGUUCAGCGAGACGGUACAGUCCGUCAAAGCGAUGGAGAUGGUGACAUUGAGAUGGCCGACGCCUUUCCACCAUCUCCAACUGCCCUGGCUCCUGAAUCUCCAUUUCGACAGCAGUCUUUUGAUGGUACUUCGACUCCCACCAGUCCCUCUGCGGUUGUCACCACUCGAUGCGAACGACGACAUCGUAUUGAGUGGAGUCAACAUAUGAUCCGCUAUGAUACUGAUGGAGAUGAAUCCUCUGAAGAGGUUACUUAUGAGAUUGGCGAAUCAUUUAGCCGCCAACGAGGAUGGCGGUCACGUCGAAGUCACAGAUUGCACAUGAGAGAUGUUGUGGAGGAAUCGACGGGCAUUGCGAGGAUUGAUGUUGAGAUCCGGUGAUGGUUUGAGAUGGAGAUAUUGGAAUAUUAGAUGCGGCGUGAUGGAUAGACAUUAAGAUACCCAAAUUGUGUGAGAGGAGUGAAAUACCUAGGUACC